AUAAUCUAAUUUCUGCUAGUUAUUGGUGGGGUUACACGCAUCAUUUUGUUACAAGUUUACAAGAAUAAAGUUACUAAGAUUUUGAGAAGAAUUUCUCUACUUUUGAAAAGUCGCGCUAUUUGUUGAGCUCCCUUUUAUUUGCUUGUUGUGGUUGUUUAUUCAGUCUUCCAGCAUUUAUGGACUGGCUUAAAAAGAUGGCUUAUGAUUAUCGGAAUUCGCGAUUAUCAACUAGAUCAUCAUCACUAUCAUCAUCAUUUAACAAACAGUCCAAGGAGACACCGCUUUUGACCAUGAAUAAUCCAUAUUGUACUAAACCGUGUUCAGUGACUCUUCACAAGUUAUCAUCUGAGUUUAUUUCUGAUGCUUUGAAUGGCAGAAUCAAGUGGAAAGGAUUGUUCAAAGGCAGAGGAGCCAAAAACCAACUUGAUUUGGAAUCCUAUGUUAGAAAGAAACUUGCUGCAAAGGGAAAUAGCUAUGAGAUAAGAAAGCCAUCCCCAGAGCCAGAGCCAGAAGAUUCGGAGCACUCCAAUGAUGGGACAAUAUGUGAUGGUGACGAUGACGAGGAAUACACUACUCCUGUUAGACAAUUGAGAGUAAGAAAACCAAAAAAACUACUUAAAUGCAAAGAUUGUAAUUUCACCACAGCCGAGCCAGAUAAUCUACUCCUACAUUCAGCUGCCCAUAAAAGCAAUUGUGAAGAAUGUAAUUUAACAUUCGAAAAUAAGUUUAAAUAUCAACUCCAUGUCUAUGAAACCCAUAACCCGCCUGUUGAGCUUAAAAAUCACAUUGUUUAUGGGUGUAAAGUAUGUCAACAUUUUUUUGAUAUUGAAGAAGAUGCUCACAAUCACCUUGCCUCUCAUGCAGAUAUUGUUGAAGGUGGUAAAUAUGCAUGUGCUUUAUGCAGAGCAACUUAUGCCAAAGAAAACAGUUUGACCACUCACCUGUCUAGUAAGCAUAUAUUUUAUAAGUGUACUUUUUGUGAAUUUCUUGGCUCUUCUUUUGAUAUUUUGGAAAGACAUUCUCUUAAUACACAUGCUGCCUAUGGUAAACCCUAUCCAUGUAGUCUUUGUGAUUUUCGCAGUUCUAACUUUGGUGCGUUAGGGCUCCACCGUAAAACGAAUCAUGCUCUAUUAGCCGAUCCACAAGGUGAAAGAUGCCGGUUGUGCUAUAUUUUGAUUGAGCCAGAUCGAGAAGCUAUAUUAGAACAUCUCAUAAGUCAUGUAGAUUGUUGUCUAAUAUCAUGUACUAGUUGUGAUUUCAUGUGCAACUCUUUUCAGCUGAUGAGAAACCAUGGUUUAGAUUUUCAUGGUACACAGGAUCUCGAUGCUUUCGCUCAGCUAAUUGAUUUGAAUAUCUUGAACAAAGCCAUAAAGGGGUCUUUAGAUGCACAUUUUGGAACUGCAUCGAACAAAAAAAGUGCAAGGACUAAACCUACCUUUACUGAAACUAAUAUGGCAAUUGCUGGCUUGAACUCCAGUGGCUUUAUGGGUCUUGAUCCUAUAAUUGAUUCGCCAGUCAAAGUUAUUCCUAUGGAAAGCAGUGUUCUUAAUAUUCAAGGAGUAAUGGCUGAUCAAGACCCAUUCUUAGGUGGUUUUGCUGCGCCUUUAGAUCCUAUGAUUUCUUUUAGUAGCUCAGCUAAUGAGGCUGAAAUUAACGAAUCACUGCAUCACGCAAAUAGUAGUUUUAUAUUGCAAGAUCUGUCGAAAGAACAAAAUCACACGAUUAGCUCAGAACAAGCAGAGGAAGAAGAUGAUGAAGACCAUUCUGAUCCUCAGACUAGUAUCACUGUUCAUCCAUGUUGCGACCCUCUUGGAAUGGCAUUUGACUCAGCUGUUAAUCAACCUCAAGUUCCAAUACCAUCUGAGGGCAUCCUUUCGGUAGAUCCAGAGACUGGUCAGUUGUAUUUACAAGGUUUACCAGUUUACGAUGAAAAAGGACAAGCAAUUUACGUUGCCAUUCACGAAUCUGCUCAACCAUCUCAUGACGGAGACUCUCCAUCAAAAAAUAUAAAGGAUGUGCAAACUGUUAUUGAAGAAUCAGCUGAACCUGUGCCAAUGGAAAAAAUGCUUAAUACGUGAUGCUCUCUUGCUACAAAUGCUAAUUUUCUAUUCUCUUCAAGAUUCACUUUCUCAUUUAAUGUUUGUUAAAUUUUUCACUCUUUUUCUACAAAAUUUUCAUUUUACUUACUUUCUGCCCCAAAAAGGAACCCUAUUUUUCUUCAUCUAUCCUCAAAAAGAUUUUCUGUUAAUUUUAAAUGUACAAAUCUAAGUCUGACUGUAUUAAAAUACCUAUGGUUAACUUUAACAAAUAAUACAACUUUUACAAUAGUAUUUGUACUGUCUCACGAUUGUGAUCAAUAAAUUAAAAAGAUUUUUUUC
This is a messenger RNA of Tetranychus urticae (two-spotted spider mite), 2378 nucleotides long. RefSeq lists its product as uncharacterized. NCBI's taxonomy places the organism in Eukaryota, Metazoa, Arthropoda, Arachnida, Trombidiformes, Tetranychidae. The record is from RefSeq and is a predicted model, not a curated record.